This is a messenger RNA of Cuscuta epithymum, 379 nucleotides long. The record is from the annotation of a GenBank genome assembly. NCBI's taxonomy places the organism in Eukaryota, Viridiplantae, Streptophyta, Magnoliopsida, Solanales, Convolvulaceae.
CUUUUAUUGGGGUUGUAACGUGGCCAUGGGUAAUGGUUAAUGAAAGAAAGGAAAUGUGAAAUCAAAACAAAAGAGAAGACAUUUUCUGUACUAAACCGAUCCUGGGAAGAGUUCAAAAAAAAUGGUAAAGGAGCACAAAAACUAUUACAACAAUCAACCGGCUUCUAUGACAAUGGAGUGCAUACAGAAAGUGAAAAGAAUACAAACUUCAACUCAACUCAUCUUUUUUUUUUCUUUUUUUUUUAUCACUUUUUUUUCUCUCUUUUUUUUUUCUCUUUUUUUCAGCUUUUUUUUGUUUUUUUUUUGAAUGCUACAUCAACACUACUUCUAAAAGGAAAUGACAAACUGCCAUAACAAAAUUACAUAUACAAACUGCCGG